Messenger RNA from Orycteropus afer afer, 1704 nucleotides. Lineage: Eukaryota; Metazoa; Chordata; Mammalia; Tubulidentata; Orycteropodidae. The record is from RefSeq and is a predicted model, not a curated record.
AUGACCAGUUUUCAUGUGGAAGGAGUGAGCAGUGAGACCAUCCAGGGAGUGAUGGACAUCAUUGCUCUGGCCAACAGCUUCACUAAGGGAAUAAACACAGAGGUGGUGCUGGCUGGGAUGGAGAUCUGGACCAAGGGGGACCUGAUAGAGGUCCCGGUGGACUUGCAAGUUGCGCUCAGGAAUUUCAACCGCUGGAGACAGCAGAAGCUCUUCCAGCGUGUGAAGCAUGAUGUUGCCCACAUGAUUGUCGGGCAUCAUCCUGGACAGAACAUGGGACGGGCAUUUCUCAACGGUGCCUGUUCCAGUGAUUUUGCAGCAGCUGUUGAAUCCUUCCAUCACGAGGAUGUCCUCCUGUUUGCAGCACUCAUGGUCCACGAGCUGGGGCACAACUUGGGUAUUGAGCACGACCAUUCAGCCUGCAUUUGUAAAGAUAAGUACUUUUGCCUCAUGCAUGAAAAUAUCACAAAAGAAAGCGGUUUCAGCAACUGUAGCUCUAACUUCUUUUACCAGUUCCUCCAUGAUCGCAAAGGGGAGUGUCUAUUUAAUAAGCCAGGGCACAAAGGUCGCAUGCGUAGGGAUGCCACCUGUGGAAAUGGGGUGGUGGAAGACCCAGAGCAAUGUGACUGUGGUCCUGUCUGUCAGAGUCACCCAUGCUGUGACCCAACAUGUAAUCUGAAGCCAGGUACACAGUGCAGUCAAGGACUCUGCUGCUCUGCCUGCAAAUUUAAAGCAAAGGGAAUUGUGUGCCGUCGUGUUACAGGAGAGUGUGACCUCCCAGAGUAUUGUCUUGGUGACUCUGGAGAAUGUCCUGCAGACAGGUACAAGCAAAAUGGCACAACUUGUGAAAGAGUGAACUAUUGUCUUGGGGGUCAAUGUAAGAAUCCUGAUCAUCAAUGCAUGGAUAUUUUUGGGCACGAAGCAAGGUCUGCCCCAGAAGACUGUUAUACUUCAAUGAAUAGCAAAGGCGACCGGUUUGGAAACUGUGGCCAUCCUACUAGCUCUAACCCAAAUUAUGUUCAAUGUACAAAUGAAAAUGUAUUCUGUGGGAAAAUUGUAUGUACAAAUAUUGAAUACUUACCAUCAAUCAAACCCCAACACACAGUGAUCCAGAUCUCUCAUGAAGAUAACUGGUGCUUUGGCAUGGAUGCCUAUAAUGGUACUGACAUCCCUGAUGCUGGAGAUGUACAGCCUGGGACUUACUGUGCCCCAAACAAAGUCUGUAUGGAUAACUCCUGCACCGAUUACUCUGUGCUCAACUAUGACUGUGAUCCAGCUGUAAUGUGUAAUGGGAGAGGAGUGUGCAACAAUUUAAAACACUGCCAUUGUGAGGCUGGCUUUGCCCCUCCUGACUGCAGAGAACCAGGCCCUGGGGGCAGUGAGGACAGUGGUCCUCCUGGCAAGGAACAACAAGAUCAUCCAGGACAAGGUGGAAGUGAUAACUCUGUUAAUCUGCAACAGAAACCCAUCCUAGACGUGCUAAUAGUAUUACUUCCUGUACUUCUUCUCUUGAUAUUAGCAUGUCUAAUUACUUAUUGCGUCUGUGUGUGUUUACGUAAGUCACGUGCUGCACCAGCAGAGACCAAAGAAAAGGUUCCAGAGGAGGUUUCACCAGUAGCAGCCCCAGAAGAAGAGGCCGCAGAAGAAGAGGCCGCAGAUGAAGAGGCCCCAGAAGAAGAGGAAGGUGGUGAAGAGGAAGAUUCCUAA